GCGCACAUCAGCUUCCGUGGGAUGAGACAGCAUACGGCAGCAAUCAAGAAUGACUUUACUCUCCUAUCGCCACAUGGACCCACUUGAAAUAUGGCCGGCGCCUCUGAGUGUGCAGUUGGUGCAGUCCUACAGCAGUACACUGGCGAGGGUUGGCGCCCAAUCGCGUACUUUUCCAAGAGACUCUGCCCAGCAGAGUGGAAGUACAUCACCUUCGACUGCGAGAUCCUGGCAGUGUAACUCGUCAUAGAGCACUUUCAACGGUUUGUGGAAAGACAGAAAUUCUCCCUUCGUCAAGCUCGCCACCUUAUCCGACAUGUGAGCGGGGGAGCUAAUGUGGUGGCUGAUGCACUUCCACGGGAAGUUUCCGAAUGCAGCAGCCCACUUCGAUCGAUUUCGAGGCCUUGGCAGAAGCUAUAAAAAUGACUCAGAGCUCCAGGCGCUACAGAACUCACCAACAACUCCGUUCA
Molecule: messenger RNA, 467 nt
Organism: Geodia barretti
Lineage: Eukaryota; Metazoa; Porifera; Demospongiae; Tetractinellida; Geodiidae
Source: the annotation of a GenBank genome assembly